Molecule: messenger RNA, 1905 nt
Organism: Stegodyphus dumicola
Lineage: Eukaryota; Metazoa; Arthropoda; Arachnida; Araneae; Eresidae
Source: RefSeq, a predicted model, not a curated record
AUUUUCUCUUUUCAGAUGGAUAAACUGGUUCUGUGCACAUUUUUAUACCCGAUUCUUUUACGAUUAUUGGUCUUGGCACAAUCUCAUGGAAGCGAUUUUACCGAUUCAGCUUUACUACCAGCAGAAAACGAAACACCCGAGCCGAUGCUGAAUGUCAUCACAGAACUUGCAAAUCUAUUUAUAGACAUCGAAGAUGCAUUUAAUAAACAGACCGUCCUUAAAACUGAUUUCGAAGAAGAUUCAGCUGAACAAAUUAAUGAGAAUUAUAGACGGAGAUCUGGAUAUUUUAAUCGAAUACCAAAAAAUUCUAGAAAUCUUCAAGAAAGCACAGGCUUUGCAGUAACUGAAACGCCUUCAGAUCUUCUUGCAUCUUCCGAUGUAAUUGGUCUGAAUAUUCACACUAAGGAACAUGAAAGCUCUUUAGAUAUGUCUGUACCUCUGCCCAUGACCACGUCUCUAGCACCGGAGUCGUCACCAGUGAAGGAAAUAUUAAAAGACAAAACUUCCGUUUCAAGUUCUAUGGAUGAUACGUCCACAAAACUCGAAGCUAAUUCGGCGUUUGGCAAAUCUGAAGAAACACUUCAAGUAACAGACACCGAUAUUGACGUACAGAAAGAUAAAACUAGGGACGAAGCUCAAGAAUUUUUACUUAAACACCCUCCGGCUAAAGAUGAUCUUGAAAACAGAAUUGAAAGAUUAAGUCAGCUUUAUGAACGUAUUAAGCAAAUUCGAAAUUCUUUAAUUCAUAUAAAAUCAAGAGAAAUGUCACAAAAUUUGACAGCUGUAUCAGAAAGCGUUGCAUCCAAGACAACUGCAAAUGAACCUCAAGGUAUGUUAGAUGAUUUGACCUCUGGAUCCGAAAUGCAUAGGCCCCCGGAAAAGUUUCUCAGACGUUCUGUAUCAAAUUUAAUUGAUCCAUAUGUAUACAAAAUACAAACGACAGAUAAGAAAAAUUCAAAAUUAUCUCAUGAUGGAAGAAAACGAGUGAAAGAUACUAAAACAUUCAAAAAACAAGUUCCAAAAACUAAUCUCCAGUUGGUGUUGGACUCUUAUAUUCCUCAAGAUUCUGAUGUUCAAUUAUAUUAUGAGAAGAAAGAUUUUAUACCGAAUCUUAUUUAUUAUCCAGUUUAUAAACGGCAAGGCGAUAUGUCAAGUGAUGAAAAUGUGGACAUUAAGGAGGCAUCAGAGUCUGAGAAAAUAGACAAUUCGUUGGAAUUAAAAGUAUCUUCUAAUAAAAAGUUCUUAUUAAUGCUGGAACCGUUAAAUCCUCUUAGAGCUCCGUUACGUAUUCAGGAAAGUAGUGCUAAACCGCUGCUUGCUUUUUAUCAUCGUAGUGGUUCUACUGAAUUACCAGAAACAAGCGAUAAACCUGAAAUUAAGCUGCUGCUGCCUGCUUUCUUUUACCCUGGCAAAUCUGCUGAAACAGGAAAAACUAGCGAUGAGCCUGAUAUAAUAUUGGCUUUUGCUUCUAAUGGUAUGCCACUGAAGUUGGGAAUAAGUAAAGACAUAAAAAAUCCCAUUACAUUUCUUAACGACACUUUACGUGAAUCGGAUGUAGCAUUGAACGUACCUGUUGAACUGCACAAAGAUGGUGAAGCUGAACCAGUCGGUGAAGAUGUAUUUGAAGUUGGUAUCGGCGAUGGUGGUGUUAUAGUUCGGCCUCGUUACUUUGAUUUGUCCAACAAUGAAGACUUGGAAGAUCUUCUGAGGACCCUAAAAGAGUUGAAAAUAUCGCAGUCUUCAAGAAAUAAACAAACAGGCAAAUAAGAUCAGGCUUCCUGAAAGGAUUGAUUUUUCGGACUGUCUGGCAGCAGUUACCCUGAAUUUCAAGUCUGUGUCUUGUAAACUGGUGUAUGACCACUUGUAAUUGAUUUAUUUGUUGCACAAUAAAUUUUGUACCGUUAA